GACCUCCCAAGUCAGUGAGUGUGUCCCUGAUUUAUAAAAGUCGCAAUAGGAGCUCAAAAUAUGGAAAAAUAUCACGAACAUGGCUAUCUAUGUCGUCUUUCAGCUUCUUAUUCUUCCUCUAUCUGUAACAAUUCUAUUUCUGUAUUAUCUGUUCAGUCACAAAAGUCGAAACAACCAGGUAACCAAUUGGCCCGUGUUGGGCAUGGCACCUGCCCUCGUAAAAAACUAUCAUAAAAUCCACGAAUUUGCUACACAACUUCUCAAAGAAAGCAAUGGCACUUUCAAGUUCGAAGGCCCUUCUGUAGCUAACCUGGACUUCCUCGUCACUUCUGAUCCUGCAAACAUUCACUACAUACUCAGCAAGAAUUUCAACAAUUACCCUAAAGGCCCUGAAUUUCACAAGAUCUUUGAUAUUCUUGGUAAUGGCAUACAAAAUGUGGAUGAUUAUUUUUGGGAAAUUCAACGAAAAACUAACGUGUCAUUAUUUAACCAUGCUAACUUUCAUAAGCUGUCAGUAGAGACUUUAGGGGCUAAAGUGGAGAAAGGGCUGAUUCCGCUUCUUGAUCAUGUAUCCGAACAUGGAAUUGAGGUGGAUUUGCAGGAUGUAUUUCAGAGGCUUGCUUUCGAUAACAUUUGUACGUUGGUCCUGGACCAUGACCCUCAAAGCCUCUCUCGUGAUCUACCUCAUGUUCCUGCAGAAAAAGCUUCCACGAUCAUUGAGGUGGCGCUGUAUCACAGGCAUCUACUGCCUGAAAGCCUUUGGAGGCUGCAAAGUUUGAUUGGAUUUGGUAAAGAAAAAAGGCUAAGCAGAGCGUGGAAAAUUAUUGAUGAAUUUAUAUACAAAUGCAUAUCCUUGAAGCGUCAGGACUCGCUGAACAGAAGUUCUGAGAAUUCCUCUGUUGUGAAAUCACAAGAAGAGGAUAAACCAGACUUGCUAGAAACUUACAUGGAAUCAUACAAGGUAAUGACUAGUAAUCCUGAUAAGUUUUUAAGGGACGUUUUGUUUAGUUUAUUGUUUGCAGGACAAGAUAGUACUAGCACAGCUCUUUCCUGGUUUUUCUGGCUUGUCACAAAAAACCCUUCAGUGGAGUCCAAGAUCCAACAAGAGAUCCAAACAGCAUUGAAUCCGAAACAAGAUGACUCCUGCAUACCUUUUAACAAAAAGGAAGACUUGCGUAAACUGGUCUAUUUACAAGCAGCUCUGUCGGAGGCCUUAAGACUCUUCCCACCAGUUGCUUUGGAACAUAAAGCUCCUCUACAGCCAGACAUUCUUCCAAGUGGUCAUCGGGUGGAUAAAGACUCUAAAAUUGUUUUAUCAUUUUAUUCAGUUGCAAGAAUGGAGAACGUGUGGGGUAAAGAUUGCUUAGAGUUCAAGCCGGAGAGGUGGAUAACUGAAAAGGGAGGGAUUAAACAUGAAGCUUCAUACAAGUUUCCUGCUUUUAACGCAGGGCCAAGAUCUUGUUUAGGCAAGGAAAUGGCGUUCACUCAAAUGAAAAUGGUUGCGGCCAAUAUCAUACAUAACUACAAAGUUGAAGUUGUUUAUGGUCAUCACAUAGUCCCUCGCGAUUCCAUCAUCCUGCAAAUGAAGUAUGGUUUGAAGGUCAGAAUGGCCAAAAGAUCAUCCUGUAGUACCUGGUGAUUCUGUUUAUGUUCUAGUUACUUGCAAACUUGUCGUUUAUUCAAUUAGCGGCUGCUGUACCCUGUAAAAUAUAUGUAAAUGUCGCCAUACGUUUGUAUGCUCAUCUCAUUUUGCUUAAUUUGAAGUGUUUUCAUUUACUA
Molecule: messenger RNA, 1779 nt
Organism: Daucus carota subsp. sativus
Lineage: Eukaryota; Viridiplantae; Streptophyta; Magnoliopsida; Apiales; Apiaceae
Product: alkane hydroxylase MAH1-like
Exons: 1
Coding region: 80-1639 (519 amino acids)
Molecular function (GO): heme binding; iron ion binding; monooxygenase activity
Source: RefSeq, a predicted model, not a curated record